This is a messenger RNA of Seminavis robusta, 2367 nucleotides long. The record is from the annotation of a GenBank genome assembly. NCBI's taxonomy places the organism in Eukaryota, Bacillariophyta, Bacillariophyceae, Naviculales, Naviculaceae.
AAAACCCUCAUAAGUGUCUCUCCAGCGGUGGCAUAGUCCGAGACGAACUUUGCUUUGGAUUAGACUACAUGUAGUUGUUGGAGGACGGUGCCGGUACGGUAGGACUCAGACAUCAUGGUCAAGAACAGUCUUCACGCCCAACGAAAGCAAUUGGAGGAAGCGGCGUUGGCGGAUGCUGCACAGGCAGCCGAUGCCGCUGCACAGCAACAAAGAAGUCGCUUGACCCGUUGGGCACUGAUCCUGAUGCUGUCGGGUAUUGUGAUGGGCGCCAUGACGCUGACGGAAGACCGAAGAGCCGUGUUGUGGAAGAACGUGGAAAGUGUCAAGUCGAGGAAAAGUUCGUCGAUACGGAUGAAGCCGUUUGAUAUGAGCCAAUACGAUGAAAUUCAUCUCUGGCACUUGCGAAAAGCGGGAGGAUCCACACUCCGAAAAUUCUUGAUCCAAGUGGCCGAACAUCACAAUCUUACCUUCAAGGUGGACGAAGGCAUGUGCUACACGGGUCCUCCUCCUCGGGACAACAACAACAGCAAUAAGAGGACCUCUAUGGUGACCAUGCUCAAAGAUCCAGUGGCGAGAGCUGUCUCAGCAUACUGGGGCGAAGGAGAAAUCGACACUGCCCACCCCGACACUAGUUUCAGGACUUGGGCCCUGAAAACCAACAAUACAGCCUAUAAGGGACUCCCCGGUGGUCAUUGGUUCAUUUGGGGAUGUGUCCAAAAUUGCAUGACCAAAAUAUUCGGGAGCAUGCCCGUCAAUCUCACUCGAGCUCAAGCCACGCUGGAAUCGGACUUUGAUCUCAUUGUGCAAUCCAAUCGGUUGAGCGAUCCAGUCUAUCAACAAUGGUUGAGUCACAUCAUGGGCGCUCCAAACGCCAAGAUAUUGCACGAAAACAAAUCCACCCGAAAAGAUGUCAAGGAAAACCAGGUCGCAGCCCCAAAGGAAGAAGACUUGGAAUUCCUCAAAGACAUUAAUCAACUGGACUAUCAGUUGUUGGAGUACAUUGUUCCCAAACGAAAGGAACUGCAAGGAACUGCAAGGAACCAUAUAGCUACCGUAUUCAUGCAUGCAUGCAUGUUUGGUGGUGAAGGAAGCAAACAACAACAAGAUGUCGACAAACUGCUGCGCAUUCUUGGUUUUUUAAAAACCUGGACGAGCGACGACAACCGCCUCAUCAAUUUGCUUUUUCCUUCAUGCAAGUGCAAGAAACAACGCAUCAGAAAAUAUAUUUCAAUUCGGUGGAAUGCAGGAAGAUUUGUUUGCUUGUUCACUAGGAUUCAACGUUGCUGCGAGACUGUCACUCGACUAAUAGACGGAUGGGUGAGGCAGUCAUGACGUCAUGACUGUAACAUCAGGACACGGAAAUGUUCGUGUUUCGGUGAACGAGAUCGAUCGUGUGUGGCGCCUUUUUGGAGCAUCAAUACAAGCGAAGAUCACUGAUUUACUUGCACAAGUCACAGAUGCAGAUUGCUGUCGGGUCACUCUUUGACCGCCCACACUGCGAUAUGCUUUGCCUAUUUGAGAAUUACCGGCAGCAAUCUAGUACCGUAUAGGUGGCUGAUACAGUGUAAUGGCACACUAGAUAGCUGGCUCAGGUGGAUCUCCUACCGUACCGAUACCAGGUACUAGAGUGGACGAUUGUGCUGUGAGCACCCGUGCAGACUCGGAGUGAAGCUUCAGGAACAACGAGCGAGCGAAAGCGGUUACCCGGCUACAGCAAGCUUUAGAACCGUUUUACUGUUUGUUAUGGAACCUGUUGACUAGCUAGCUAGCUAGCUAGGCAGGUCAAAUGGAAAAGCAGUCAGCCAGCGGAUGUGGUCUGGUGUCUUCAGCCCCCAGGCACGGUCCAAGCAAGGAUAGCCAGUGAAGAGGACAUCCGUUUUACCAUCCUGAGAUCAUUCGACUUCUUCCUCCGCAAUGAUUUGUUUUGGCAACCUUUCAAGGCCGCAUGAUACGACCUCAGGUGCCCCGAACCCCGAACAAGCCGAAGACGAACACGAGGGCUCCUCGGAACAACAAUGAUGAUCUUUGCAAACAGUUACUGGUACCGAUGCGAUAUCGGAUGCUAGCAACCGCUAGCUCCGCGGGUUAUACUACAGUAGUGGCUCCUUAUUAUGCAGUGGCCUGAGUCGGAAAGUCAGAAUGCUUUUCCAAGUUCCAAGCACAGGUUCCACGUAGCGCAAGACUUAGUGCCCACCCAGUGGCAUCCACAACCAUCAAUAACCAUCCUUCACCAAUCACCAAUACAGGUACAGCUCAGGUACCAUACCACACCCCACACCACACAUCAACCGUCGUGCCGUCGUGGAUAACUAGACUAGCUAUUAAUAGUAGUAGAGCCCACUACAUGGUACUAGUACCGUAUCGCAC